AUGUCCAUGUAUGGUCUAUAUUACAACCACCCAUGGAUCAGGAGAUCAGCUCAGAGCUCUCCAAACUCAGCAGACAGCCUUUGUCCAUUUUCUAAGCAGUGGACACCAGUAGGGCUACUCAGGGGACCAGCUGAACCACGAAAAAUGAGGCAUUUUAUGUACCAGAGUGCAUUUCUGAUCAGCUUUCUCAUUUCAAGCUUUCUACUGCGAGUUAAAGCUGACACAUGUGCUAGGGAAUGGCUGCAAUACCAAGGCAACUGCUAUGGAUACUUUGACACUAAGAUGACCUGGCAAGAAGCCGAGAUUGAGUGCCAGAGUUACGAGCGUGGCACCCAUCUUGCCUCCCUUCUCAGCCAUGCAGAGAUCCUUGUGGUCGGCAACCACAUCUCUGCUUACCAGACUGAAGUCAGUGAUGUAUGGAUUGGACUGCAUGAUAUCCGGCAUAAUGGUAAAUGGAGAUGGUCAGAUGAAUCUACCUAUAACUACAAAGCAUGGAUGGCAGGGGCACCCAACAACCUGGAGAAAAGCGAGUACUGUGUUGAGCUGAAGCAUUCCGUAGGCUUCACACAGUGGAAUGAUGCAAAAUGUCACAAACUGAAUGCUUAUAUCUGCAAGCAUGAACUGUAG
Molecule: messenger RNA, 627 nt
Organism: Sceloporus undulatus (fence lizard)
Lineage: Eukaryota; Metazoa; Chordata; Lepidosauria; Squamata; Phrynosomatidae
Product: C-type lectin LmsL-like
Exons: 6
Coding region: 1-627 (208 amino acids)
Molecular function (GO): signaling receptor activity
Source: RefSeq, a predicted model, not a curated record